Messenger RNA from Aspergillus vadensis CBS 113365, 776 nucleotides. RefSeq lists its product as uncharacterized. The transcript is spliced from 2 exons. NCBI's taxonomy places the organism in Eukaryota, Fungi, Ascomycota, Eurotiomycetes, Eurotiales, Aspergillaceae. Bases 295 to 498 code for a protein of 67 amino acids. The record is from RefSeq and is a predicted model, not a curated record.
AUGGUUCCCAGACAGCGCGUCGUCUCUGGCCGUCAGCAGAAGAGCUUCUUCAGCACUGCCUAUGACGAAGUCACCCACCCCGAGAAUGCUACCAUUGUGAGAAGCGUUCUGGUCUUCGGCGCCGGCGUCGCUUUCCUCUACAGCAGCCUCAGCGAGCUCCUCCUUCCUCCGUAAGUCGAGACUCGAUCCCAUCCAUCGCAGUCACUGCGAUAAAUCUCGACAACUGAAAACCAGUUACUGACGGAAGAAGUAUGUAAACGGAUCUUCGCACGUUCGUCCGCAUGUCCCUGUGAUAUGAAAUUGCCGGCUGUCUCGAAAGGUUGCCGACGACGAUCACAACACGCGAACAACUUUUUCCUACUUCUUCCUCUGAAUUCGAUUCUAAUGAAUACGUGUAUUAUACUGUGUGCUUCAUGGGCAUAUAUGGGCUUCAACGUUAUGUGGCUAGGCUUGUCAUCCGGGUCCGUGAAGGAUCAACAUUAUGUGGCGUUGGAAUAGAUAUGAUCUCCGGAACAUUUCCCGGUCUCUCCUCCGCAUAAUUGCAUAUGCUUUACAGGGCUUCUGCUCUGUAGUUGUCUUAUCUCUUCAUAUCUCAUCGCUGGUCAGGUAACUGAGGGCCCUCUGUAGAUGGUCACAUCUGUGAAUCGGGCCAUGAGCGUCGAUUGAACAGUUAGUAGCGGUGGUUCCAGUGUGUGGUUAUGGCUUUUGAAUGAAGGACAUUCUCGUAGUAGGAGUCGAACCAAAAUGUAGUCUUAAGCCAAGUAUAUCAAUUGAUG